Messenger RNA from Manduca sexta (tobacco hornworm), 7448 nucleotides. RefSeq names its product multiple C2 and transmembrane domain-containing protein (gene Mctp). Gene Ontology annotation, biological process: regulation of neurotransmitter secretion. Gene Ontology annotation, cellular component: synaptic vesicle membrane. Lineage: Eukaryota; Metazoa; Arthropoda; Insecta; Lepidoptera; Sphingidae. The record is from RefSeq and is a predicted model, not a curated record. The transcript has 15 exons. Gene Ontology annotation, molecular function: calcium ion binding. The coding region runs from base 512 to 2776 and encodes 754 amino acids.
GCCAAUUGCAACGAACGCGCGUUGUUUUAUAAAAACAAAUUCAUUAUUUAACGAACUUAGCAAGAGAUUAAACGUUUAUUUGUAGUGUUCAGUGUUGUGUAAUGUUUAAAAUGCGUUCCUAUUUCAACGAACUAUGAAGGAAAAAAAUAUAAUUUCCUGUUACUAAAAGUGAAUAAUUCGAAACAGUAUCGUUCUAUCCAUAAUAUAUACAAUGUUUUCUAAAAAUCAAUGUGCGUGAGUGUUAAAUCGUCAGUUAAUGGUGUUUCUCAAUUUUCGCGUUUAUCUCCCAGUAAUGGAAUUUCCAUGAAAACUAACUUUGCUUGUCGAUCGUCAGGCGAACAUGAAUUAUUUAUUUAUGUUUAAAAGUAACACUGUUCUGCUUUAACUACCUAUCUAUAUAAUAGUAUUUAGCAACAUGACCGUAAAACAGUUUUCGUUCAGUUUCAAAUACAGAAAGACGUCUGUGUAGAUCUGACAAAGUGUUGAACAAUUUUGGUGAAAAAUCGUCACAAUGUCAGAUAAAGAGAACAAAAUGGAUAAAUUGAAGUGCCGUUGGAUCAAAAUACAAGGCAAGAUCUCAGACCGCAUGGACGAUAUUCAUGAUCAAAUGCAAAGCAAGAUCGAACGAUCGAAAAUAUCGCGAUUUUUAAGCCACCUAUCAUCAGAAGAAAGAAGUUCCAUUGACGAUAAUUCUGCCGAAGAUGAAACGAAACCCUCGAAUGAAUCGGCAGAUAACAUUCCUGCAGUGUUUAGGAGUAGGAUACCGUCAGUAGUCAUCGACGAGCCGAUUGACAUUCAAGAUCCUAAAGAAGUGUGCAAAGAUUUCAUUCACAUUGAGCGAGAUAACAUUUGGUACAAACGCAGGAGUCUCUCAGCAACUGACCUUGCCUACGACAAUGACACAAGUUGUUACAGCUCCAGUGAUUCGUGCUUCUCGUGUUUAUCUUCCAGUGAUGAAAGACCUCCAGAAAUUCGACCGAGGGCUGGUAGUCUCCCGCCUGGUACGCGGCUGGACAUUCCCUCUGCUAUCAACACGUGUUCUGAUCUCAUUGAGAGAAUCGGCAAUCACUUCCCAUCACUUAAAGACAAAAAGGACAGAAUUCACAGGUAUCUUCUAAAGAAUACGAGACUGAGUGACGUCAACAAACGGCUGAAGGCACAAAUCUGGAGCUCUGUGGUGACCAUAGUGCUGGUGGAAGCCAAGAAUCUCCCCCCAAUGGACUUGGAUACUAGGUCUAGUGACCCUUAUUGUAAGUUUAGGUUAGGUAACGAGAAAUACAAAAGCAAAGUGGUGUGGAAAUCUCUUCACCCGUCGUGGUUGGAGCAAUUUGAUUUACAUUUAUACGACGACCAGGAGCAAAUACUCGAAGUGACCGUGUGGGACAAAGACAAACAGACCAAAGAUGAUUUUUUAGGAAAAUGUACAAUAGACUUAUCGACGUUAGAAAGGGAAAAAACGCAUAGUAUAUGGAAAGAUCUAGAAGACGGGAAUGGUCAAAUAUUCUUAUUGUUGACCAUCAGUGGCACCACUCAAUCAGAAACCAUAACAGACUUGACGAGUUAUAAAGAAAACCCCAAGGACAGAGAAAUUAUUGAAAGGAGAUAUACGUGGUACAGAUUAAACGAGACGUCGAGUGGUGUCGGCUGGUUGUGUGUGAAAGUGUAUGGUGCUAAGGGUCUUGCGGCUGCUGAUUUGGGGGGCAAAUCGGACCCUUUCUGCGUGCUGGAGCUAGGAAACGCGAGGCUACAGACCCACACGGAGUAUAAGACCCUAACGCCGAAUUGGAUGAAAAUAUUUACUUUCACAGUAAAAGAUAUAAGUUCGACACUAGAUAUAACGGUAUACGACGAAGACCACGACCACAAAGUGGAAUUCUUAGGAAAGUUAGCGGUGCCACUGCUAAGCAUAAGGAAUGGAGAGAAACGGUGGUAUGCAUUGAAGGACAAGAAGAUGCGGGCAAGAGCGAAGGGAAACUUCCCGCAGAUCCUGUUGGAGAUGACUGUUAUUUGGAAUCCGUUAAAAGGGGCGAUCAGGGUUAUAAACCCAAAGGAACCUAAAUAUAUGCACCAAGAAGCUAAGUUUAAGAGGCAACUAUUUAUAAGGAACGUGAUGAGACUAAAAGCAAUAAUAAUGUGGUUUAUAGAAGUUGGAAAAAUAUUGCAAGACUGUUUUGAGUGGGAGUCUCGGAUACGAUCAUUUCUCGGUCUUCUAGCGUGGCUCGCAUUCUGCUACUAUUAUCAAAUGUGGAUGCUGCCUUUCCUACUUCUAAUCUUCUUUGCGAGAAACUGGCUCGUCUACAGACUUACAGGAGGAAAUCCUUUGUUAAUACCAGUGGAUGACGAAGAUCUUUUAGCUGAGGAAGACGAUGAAGACGAGGCCGACAAGGAAGAAAAGAAAUCGUUGAAGGAGAGACUACAAGCAAUACAAGAAGUGACACAGACUGUUCAAAAUGCGAUAGGUUACGUCGCUUCGCUAGGGGAAGCUGUUAAAAACCUAAUGAAUUUCACGGUGCCGUAUUUGAGCUAUUUAGCAAUUAUUAUGCUGGUAGGGGCAAUGUUGGUGUUGUACGUGAUUCCAUUGAGAUAUUUGCUUAUGGCUUGGGGAAUAAACAAGUUCACAAGGAAAAUUCUUCGACCGCACACGAUACCGAACAAUGAAGUGUUAGAUUUACUAUCAAGGGUGCCUGAUGACGAAACACUUUUGGACUGCAGAGAGCUUAAACCUCAGCCGCCUACAGAUCGAAGGGAUGCGCGCAAGAAACACAAGGCCGCGUAACACAUCUCAACCAAGAUCCGAGAACGGAUCAAACAAUGUGUGAGACAUGAUAGUUUUAGGCGUUAAAACAUUUUGUUGGUAUUCGAUUUUUUUGGUUUCUAACAAGAUGCUAUCCUUAUUCUUUGUGCAUGGCUCAAAAUUAAAUACCAUUGCGUUAUAUUAAAAAAAAAAAUUGGUAAAAUUUAAAAAAUCUGUUGGUAUACUUAGAUGCAUCAUGCAGAAAAAAAACUAUUUUUAUUAUGGUUUUAUUACUGUUUUGGAUUGUGUAUUAUUUUAGCAGCGAAAAAUAAAGCUGUGGGUUCUUGAACCGAUAUCAGUGAGAGAGAUACCCCAAAAUAAACUUAGGUAUUCCUUAUAUCAUAACUAUGAUUUAUGACCAUAGAGAUAAAGAAUGGACUUUGCAUUCCUAUUCAAAUGUCAAGUGAAUAUUGGCAGCAAGGUGUGAGAGAGAUAAAUACAUCGUGCGGCCAAUUAUAAUUGUCUCUAGAAGUGAUUGAUUCAUGUAGUUAUUACUCAAUUAAUUCUUUAUGUGUUAUGACAAAGAAAUCAAAUAAAUCUAAUACAAAAAUUUGAAACACACUGUCAUCAUGAAUAGCAUUUGUUUGUAAAUACUCGUGAUCAUUGUUGUAAAUCGUUUUUCAAGUUAACGACAUAAUAUCUGUGAUUUUCUUCGGAGAUGGAUGUUAAUCGUCUAAUAUAAGUUGUCAGUUUCGUUAAUAUUUGAUGGCGUGUUCGGAUAGUUGAUCCGAUAGUGUAGAGGUAGCGAUAUAUUUUUUUUUAAUUUAUUCUUGUUCAUGGAUACCAGUCCUUCAGACGCAAACAUAAAUUAAAGGGGGAGCGUUAAGUGUGUAUAGUGUGACGCACUCAUAAUUAACUUUGUUACAAAAAUACCUACGUGGUUUAGAACAACGUAUCUUUUGCAUUGUAUUAUAAACGUAUUAGAAUGACAGCAAAAUUUACAUCAUUUUGUCGCAGUUAAACUGUGACAAACAAUUCAAGAUGGCGGCUCUCCUCGUUGACAACUUCUUUCAUCGUUGUUCCGAUUUUGACAUAUUAUUAAUGUUGCCAACUGCCAACUUGUUUUCGACAACUUCAACAAGAUAUUUAUUUUAAAGUGGUAAUAAAAAUGACACCAAAUACAUAGCCUUAGAUAAGCAAACGGUUAAUAGUUAUUGUUGACCAGAAUAAUUUAAGUUAAUUAUUAAUUCUUCCAAUAAUUUCAAUGUUAGCUUAGAGCGUGCUAGAUGAGUCCAAAGGAUUAUUUAUAAGGCAAAAUACAAUGACAAUUAAUUUUAUAAUUGAAGUAUUUAUAUUAAUAUUUAAAUACUAACCCCCUUAUUCAUAAACGCUAUUUAUCUAAGGACGGAGCAUUGCUGUGAUAUGAUAACAAGUCUUUUCUCAGUGCUGAUGGCAUGGCAGCCUUCGCAGUGCGUAGACAUAGGGCCGUUGUGAUUGGCUAAUAUUGAGAUACAACUUGAAUCUAGUUGGCUGUCAGAUAAAUAAAGCUGAGAAACAGACUUGUUAUCACAGCAGUGCUCCAUCCUUACAUAAAUAACGUUUAUAAAUACGGGCGUAAAUGUACACAGUACUUGAAUAUUGCCAAAUUAAGUCCAACCAAUUAGAGUUUGAAAUUUUCGCUCGCCAAGCGCAUUUAAAAGUAAAUCUCUUAAACGAGUAUUUAAGCUGUUUGCUUCGCAAUGUUGUGUGGCCGUACAGUCCCAAGGAUGUAAUUAUUUUAACUCCCUAUGAAAAUUGCAUUUCGUUGUGUGUAUUUAACAAGACCGUAUUAAAGGUAUGUUGCACUACUUCUGAAUAAAUGGUACGCGUUGCAUAAAUGUAUAAGCUGACGACAUAUAAAAGUCAGACUAAUAUGUGCUCCCAAUUGUUAUAUCAACGGUCCCCAUGAACAAAAUCUCAUCAGCAAAAUGUCUAGUUGUAGUAUAAAGGUUUUCAGUUAAGGUUAUAGCUUAAGGUCCAUUUUUCAUACAUUUUGUUUCACCUUUAAUCUGGGUAACUAAACAAGUAUUGACAAGUAAAGAAUUUAAAUUCACGUCUAGUUAGUGAUUAGUUCUUGCAGUUGAAAGAAAAACGUAAAAAUAAUUAAUAUGCAUGCAUAUUUCGGCCUUUAAAAUUUCGUCGUAUUAAAUUGUUACAAAACUAUUGAUUGUUAUUAAAAAUUAAAUUGUUAACAAAAAAUAAUUUAAUUUCUAUUUUGAGGUAAUUGAUAUUUAUAUUUAUAUCUAGCUAAAAACCUUCAUACUUCAACUAGACAUUUUGACGAUGAGAUUUUGUUCUUGGGGACCGUCGACAUAUUAUAGCCGUUAAAACAAUAUAAAAGAUAGCAUAAAAUAUUAUACUUAACUACAAAAUGGGUUGUAAAAUUAAUUGUCAUAUAUAGAUAAAUUUAUUAUGACAUCUUUAAAAUUUUGAAAUGUUUAUUCAAGUAGGUAGAUCCUAGCCUAAUGAACAAGAUAAUUUUUAAAUGUACGAUUUAUGAAAACUUUUACGAAGUCAACAUAGAAUCGUCGCAUUUAUGCAUGUAUAAAAUCCAAUAGGUGUGUAAUAUAUAAAACAGUAGAUAGGAUUUUUCAAUACGCCAUUUUUGUAAAUGAAUAAAGUUAAGUUUUUUGUUAUGUUUGAGUCGGUAUAGAUAUUUGAGUGUUAGCAAAUGUUAUAACCAAUAGCCGUCAUUCCACAUCACAAUAUAAUCGGGAAUAUUUAACGAAGUGAUGUAGCGAAUGUAUAAUAUGGAUGUUAAUGCAGGUGUAUUUUAAGUCGUUAUUCGAAUAGCGAGUAGCUAUGUUGACUAUAGUAUAACAUCUUAUUCUAAUCGAUCCAUCUAUUUUUUUAUAAGGACACAGCGAAGUAACCUCACUGCUCUUGAUGGUAAGUUAAGUGGGGUCCAAUGGAACGUUGACUGACGAGAGAUGAUUACCCCUCGGCAGUCGACACAAUUAUGGCGGCCAGUUGGUACCGGAUAUACACAGGCUGAUCCCGGAACGCGAGACACUUACGCGGGCCAUUAUGGCGGGUAUUAACACAUGUACCACCGGACGGAUACAAAAUAUAUCCUACCACCAGCCAAAUAUAAAUAUUAUUACUUGAGAACCUUCGCAACCAUCAAUUUUAUUUAUAAGAAAUAUGUAUUCUGUAAUAUAUGAGUCUGCAUUAUCGUUACAUCACUUUACGUGCAUUAUCUUUAAGACUGAGAGACCAAUCUCACAGAUUAAUCCAAAUUAGAUAGAUGAAAAAUGUUUAUACUUUCAAACUAUAUUAAUUAUCUACUAAGAUCUGUUUAGACUAGCUAUGCUCUCCAGUGACGUAUUUGGCAAGGAACAAUUGGGGGCAGUGUUCCAAACAUAAUACCUAUGCUCUUGCGUAGAAAGAAAUGAAACUAUGCAUUAAAAUAGGCAUUUUGUUAUAUAAAGUGAAAUGUUAUAAUAUUUUUUUGGAAAGUAAUCAUAUAAGGAACCUGGAGUUGUAUGCGGCCUACGUCACUGAUUCUCUCAUUCCAGUUUGUAAAACUAAAUACAUAUAAGAAUAGUAAAUUUUUCUGAAUUUCCCACCACGUUAUACAAUGAUGCUAAAAUCAUGACAAAACGGCCUCUUCUUAACUUGAUUUUAUAGAGUUAAAAGAAAUCAUUUUUCAUUGUACUAUUUGUUUUAUUUUUCUUCAUCAUUCAAUGCUUUUCCAAGGAUAAUCUAAUGACUAUAAGUGUAUAGACAUUUUCUUAUUAUACACAUAAUUAUGGAAUGUAAGAGUUCAAGAUAUACUUAAUUUCAACAUAAAAAUAAUCGUAGUUAUUGUUUUUAUCAAAUUUACUUAUUUAGGAUUUCCGAUAUGAUCUUUAACUAUUAUUAGAUGUAUUUGUUAUCUCACGAAACAUUUUUAUAUUUUUUGUACCACAAUAAAACUUUUAUAAUAAAUUUCUUCGAAUCUAAGAUUUAGAAAUUAUGAGAGCACAUUAUUAUAUUUUGUCUCGAAUUUCUAGGUUAUUUUUAUUCUCACUAAUAGAUUCUUGACACAGUCUAUUUAGCUACCACUAUUUUCGAAGAUCUAUAAUCUUGUUGAAUUUUAUUAAUAUCUAGUCAUUCGCUUUUUAUUAAAAUAAAACAUGUUCCUCUAAUAUAUCGUAGAAUGCCCGUCCCAAAUUAUUUUUUUUCUUCGUGUAUUUUGUAUUAUAUCCACCAAUGUGAUGCACGCAGAAGAAAUAUUUUUGUGAACUUGAAAAGUAGCCAAACUGAAACGAAUAUUUUUGAAAUUACGAUGUAUAUUAGUUUAGCCAUAACAUAAUGCUACAAAUUGUAUUUUUGUCAGCGGAUACCCUAAACAGAGCCUGGAGUUCGGACCUGCAUUAUUUCGAACCUAACUUUUAUUGCACAGCAAACACCAUUGUAUCUUAUCUACCUUAAAUCACAAAUGCACAAAAUAAUUAGAUAUAAAAUAUUGGGUGCUAAAAUUGUUUAAUUCGGUACCUAAUGUAACAUGUUGCAUUAUAAAGUGUGAGUUGCUAAAAGCGCGUAUCAAUUAUUGUUAAUUGCUUGAGUUGCAUGAAUUACAAUUUGACAUAAUUCCAGACCAUUUCAACAAAUAAAGUAUUAUGUUUAUAAGCACAAAGACGAUGUUAACGCUUUACAUAUUUUAAAAAGAUUAAAUGAUAAUUAAAAUCGA